CAUAAUUAGGGAUUCCACGUCCAGCACUGUGCACCCUUCAUACUAACUUUACAUAAUGUGAUGUACCAGAUGUGCAGUUUUUUCUCUUGGAGAAUCCCACAAUGGAGGAAGAGGUAUCAGUUGAACUUGUUCGUGAGAUGUUAGAGCUUCAGUGUGCAGAGGUGGAGCUAAUGCAAAGUAUGUACUCUAACCCAGGAGAGUUUGUUUUGGACGAUCCUUAUGUCACCGAUCACAUCAAGCAAUUUCUGGAUGGUGACACUGACUACACAGAUUUUCAUGACCGAAUCAGCUUUACAUUAAAGUUGAAGCUUGAAGGGGAAGAGGGUAAGGUGUCAGAGCUUGACUUAGUCUGCCGUCUUCCUCAUGAAUAUCCAUCAGUUUUACCGGAGGUGUUCACCAGAACCAACUACAUAUCACGUCAGCAAUACAAACAGUUCAGUGAAGACCUGCAGGAGUUUAUACAAGCCAUGGAGGAGGGGGAAAUAUGCAUCUCCAGUAUAGUCCAAUGGGUCCAAGAAAAUUUUAACAACUACAUAGAAAAAGAGCCAUUUGAGGCCCAAGAUUUGGAGAAACAACAAAAAGCAGAUCUGCAGGAUACUACGUUUUCAAGACUGUGGAUUUAUAGUCAUCAUAUUUUUAGCAAGUUUAAAAGGCAUGAUAUCAUAGAAUGGGCCAAGGAGCUGAAUCUCACUGGAUUCUGUCUUCCAGGCAAACCUGGCAUUGUGUGUUUAGAGGGAUAUGACACGGACAUUGAAAUAUACUGGCACAGAUUCAGGAGGCUCAGCUGGAAACGCAUCAUGAUCAAAGAGAAAGAAAUUUGUGAGAUUGAACAAGGGAAGUCAGUCGGGGAAUUGAGAAAGUUUGAAAACUUUGAGGAAAAGAAUUUUGUGCCAAGGUCUGGGAAGGGGAGAGAGUAUCACAUGGACUUGGGGUUGUUUUUUCAGUUUCUAGAGAAACAUGAUUGUGCCAAAAUGUUUCAGGUGUUUUUUGGAGUAGAUGGUAAAAGUGAUAAAUGACAAAUGUUUAAAAUUAGGCAAUUGCUCAUAAAUAUUUAUAUAUCUACAUAUUUUGUACUGGCCAGGCUAUGUGUAGAAAUUUAAGAGAAAUGAACAUUUGAAUUCCUUUUUAAUGUCUAGUCAUAUUUUAGAAAGAUUGUGUUAGGUGAGACGGGGGCAUUUGCUAAAUUGUGUUAGGUGAGAUGAGGGCAUUUGCAAAACAGAGUUGCUGCCUUUGUAGACAAUAGAUCUUAAUAAUUUUAUAGUUCGUUUUUAUAAUGCAUUAAAAGCAAUAACAUUGUUACAGUGAUGUUUAUAAUUAUUGAAGGUGAUGGUUCCCAGUAGAUAUAAAACCAAGCAUUUUUA
Molecule: messenger RNA, 1361 nt
Organism: Lingula anatina
Lineage: Eukaryota; Metazoa; Brachiopoda; Lingulata; Lingulida; Lingulidae
Product: RWD domain-containing protein 2B
Molecular function (GO): protein binding
Source: RefSeq, a predicted model, not a curated record